AUGAGCUCUGCUGCGCUUAUUCCUGUGGCUGCCGGAAUGGGUAGUGUUUUUGGAAGCAUGUAUCUCGAUGCACGAUUAUUGCUAGGAAAGGAUUUGGUCCAAAUUAGGGCCGGGGGGUUGUCUAAUAUUCAUCACGCUCUGUGGACGUACCGAGACAGAUUGCACUAUUAUUAUCGAUUUAAGGAUCAAGCAAAAGCUCAUCCUAACCGCGUGUUUUUGUACUUUGAAGGCAAGGAAUACACCUUGCGUCAAUUAGAAAAAGCAUCUAAUAGGAUGGCACACUGGCUCCUGUCGUUAAACAUACAUAAAGAUGGUAGGACAAUGAAGAUCGGAGACAUUGAACUGGUUGAUGUCGUUUGUAUGAUGCAUCAAAACCACCCAACUUUCUAUAUUGUCUUGCUAGCAAUCAGCAAAAUCGGUGCCAUUCCAGCUCUAAUCAAUACCAACCUUUCCGGAGACUCACUUGCCCACUGUGUAACGGUUGCAAAGGCAAGUAUGCUCAUAUUUGAUCCUGUGUACGAAACCCAGGUAGAAUCGAUCAGUGCGAAAUUGAGUGAGCAGAAUAUCCGAUUAUAUGCCUAUGGUGAAUCAACUGAAACCGGAGAGAUCCCGGACCUACAUAUUGCUUCGGCUGUUACCCCAAUGGUCCUCGAAUCGUUUAGUGAAAGAGACACUAGUGAAAGCUAUCUAAAGGGAAUCAAUCUUCAAGAUCCUGCUUAUUUAAUUUACACCAGUGGAACAACAGGCCUACCAAAGGCGGCAAUCAGUCAACAUGCUAGAAUCUGUUAUGGCAUGUCAAUGUAUUCCAAGACUGCCGGUAUCAAAGAAAAUCAGAGAGUUUACUGUGUCCUGCCGCUUUAUCACAGUUCAGGCUUAAUCGUUGCCUCCUCGGUCACUCUAUUUGCCGGUGGGUCGAUUGUCUUGGGUAGAAAGUUCUCGGCAAGUCGUUUCUGGAACGAUUGCGUGGAUUACAAAGUCGACGUCUUUUCAUAUAUCGGAGAGUUCUGUAGAUAUCUAUUAAGUCAACCACCUCACCCCCUCGAAAGAAAGCAUCACGUUCAACUCGUGUAUGGUAAUGGAAUGCGUCCUGACAUUUGGAAUAAGUUUAGGGAUAGAUUCAACAUACCAAAGAUUUGUGAAUUCUACGCUGCUACAGAAGCUCCCACGAGUAUGUUCAAUGUCAACUCAAAUGAUUUUGGUGCUGGUGCAGUCGGUUUUCGUGGUCGACUUAUGCGCUCAUUCCGUCGGGAGCUCAAGAUAAUCAAGAUUGACCCUAUUACAGAAGAUCCUUUACGAGGCAAAGAUGGAUUCUGUAUUCAAUGCCCGUAUGGCGAACAAGGCGAACUUUUGGUAAUGAUUGACGAAGCUAGUCCAGUACAGUUUAGUGGAUACUAUAAGAACAACGAGGCCACAACCAAGAAGGUUCUUACUGAUGUGUUUGUAAAAGGCGAUGCAUAUUUUCGCAGUGGUGAUCUUUUACAUGUUGAUGCGGAUGGGUUCUUCUUCUUUGGCGAUCGCGUAGGAGACACCUUUCGCUGGAAGUCUGAGAACGUUGCCACUACUGAAGUGGCUCAGGCUGUGAGUACCUUUCCUGGUAUUACGGAAGCCAACAUAUAUGGCGCCCUAGUACCCAAUCACGAUGGCCGUGCUGGCAUGGCUGCCAUAGUUAUCGGUCAAGAGGGCAUAGAUUUCAAAGCAUUUUAUCAACAUUUGAGCAAGAAGCUUCCACGUUAUGCCAUACCAGUUUUUAUCCGCUUUGUGCCAUCUAUGGAAAUGACAGGAACAUUUAAGCAACAAAAAGUGGAGUAUAGAAAUCAAGGAAUAGAUCUUGCCAAGAUUCCCGAAGAAGGUUCAAUCUACUGGCUCCAAAAAGACACAUAUGUGCCUUUUACCAAAGAGGAUCUCAACAAGCUUGAAGCUGGAAAGUCUAAGCUUUGA
Molecule: messenger RNA, 1938 nt
Organism: Phycomyces blakesleeanus NRRL 1555(-)
Lineage: Eukaryota; Fungi; Mucoromycota; Mucoromycetes; Mucorales; Phycomycetaceae
Exons: 15
Coding region: 1-1938 (645 amino acids)
Molecular function (GO): long-chain fatty acid transmembrane transporter activity; long-chain fatty acid-CoA ligase activity
Source: RefSeq, a predicted model, not a curated record